This is a messenger RNA of Rodentolepis nana, 402 nucleotides long. NCBI's taxonomy places the organism in Eukaryota, Metazoa, Platyhelminthes, Cestoda, Cyclophyllidea, Hymenolepididae. The record is from the annotation of a GenBank genome assembly.
AUGAGUGUAGCAGGAAAUUGGUGCCUUAUUGAAAGCGAUCCAGGGGUAUUUAAUGAAUUAAUGGCCGGUUUUGGUGCCGAUGGUUUAGAGUGUAUUGAAGUCUAUGACACUCAAAAUACAGAAUUCUUCAAGGAUGCUCUGGGGCUUAUUUUUCUAUUUCAGUGGGAACAUGAUCAGAAGAAGGAAUCAAAAUCUCUUGAUUUUGUUGACGAUAACUCAAUAUUUUUUGCAAAGCAGGUUAUCAAUAACGCCUGUGCUACUCAAGCCCUUAUAAACGUUCUUUUCAACGUAUCCUCCCCGAAUCUAAAACUUGGGACCACGUUAACAGAUUUCAAGUCGUUUGUUGCAGAUUUUGAUAGUCAUGUAAGAGCAUUGUAUUAUAAUUAUUCCAAUUGUAGAUGA